This is a messenger RNA of Penicillium hordei, 2637 nucleotides long. RefSeq lists its product as uncharacterized. NCBI's taxonomy places the organism in Eukaryota, Fungi, Ascomycota, Eurotiomycetes, Eurotiales, Aspergillaceae. Gene Ontology annotation, molecular function: ATP hydrolysis activity; ATP binding; ABC-type transporter activity. Gene Ontology annotation, biological process: transmembrane transport. Gene Ontology annotation, cellular component: membrane. The record is from RefSeq and is a predicted model, not a curated record. The coding region runs from base 1 to 2637 and encodes 878 amino acids. The transcript is spliced from 3 exons.
AUGGAUUCGGCUAACGCUGCUCAUGAAUUGCUCCAAUAUCUUCGCUUUGGAUAUCCUCCAGUUUUGUUCGUCGUUCUUUUUGCCUUUUUUUUGGUCCAUUCCUCUCAGGUGGCCAAGAAUGUUAGUCGGAAUACUGAAGUGCAAUAUGGCCCUGGUGGAAAACCACUGCCCAGUCGAACUCGAAUGAUGAUGGCAGUAGCCAGGGACUUGCCCGCGGAGCUUGCGUGGAAUAGUUCCAAAGGCUUGUUUGCUUGGUUAGAUCUUUUUGUGUUGGCAACCUAUAUUGCAGAGGCAGCGAUUUAUAUGAUCCAUGCUAUGAUCUCAAAGUCAGAGCAGUGGUGGUGUGGCCAAGCUGUGGUGGUCUUCGUCGUUGGGUCUUUCUUCACUCAUACCGUCAUCUUCAUCUCUUUACUCGAGGCAAACCCUGCACCAUCAAUCGCGCAAUUCAUCCCAUGGCUGUCGGCCAUUCCCUUCGAGGCCGCGAUUCUCUCAACUUCCGUCUCAAUGUAUUCCCAUACGCACCGUGAACCUACAGUCAGUGAUCCAUUCGGUGGAAGAUUACGCACAAAGAUCACAUUUUGGGAGGCAUUGGAGAUUUCCGCAGGUUCUGUGCGGAUUGUUUUUCUCACACUGCUGGUCACGUCCUACAUCUUCAAAUCUACCCGCAAACAUCGAGCCUCCAAGGAGGCCGAAGAUGCCGAUCCCGAAGAGACUACUAGUCUGCUAGAUUCAAGAGGCAAUGCCCACUCGGAUGACAGUGAUGUCUUGACCGAUUGUCAACAGACUCCCGAAGUAGAAGCGUGGGUCCGGCCCUUAACAACUCCUUCCACUAACUGGAUGGAAUAUCUGAGUGGUUAUUCUCUAUUCUUUCCAUAUCUAUGGCCUUACAAAUCUCCCCGGUUACAAGUUGUUGUCGUCAUCUGCUUUGCUAUAUUAAUUGUACAGCGAGCGGUAAACAUCCUAGUCCCAUAUCAGGUGGGAGUGAUUGCAGACUCAUUGUCCACCGGUGAUGGAACUUUGCAGGUGCCUUGGAUGCCCAUCUGUUUAUAUAUCAUUUAUCGUUGGCUUCAAGGCAGCCAAGGUUUCCUUGAGUCAGUUCGUUCAAACCUGUGGAUUUCAGUGAGCCAGUAUGCAUACAUGGAGUUAUCAACCGCUGCAUUUGAGCAUGUUCAUAACCUAGGACUGGACUUUCACCUGGGUAAAAAGAUGGGCGAGGUUCUUUCUGCUCUCACCAAAGGCAGCUCAAUCAACACUUUCCUUGAGCAAGUGACCUUUCAAGUGUUGCCUAUGUUCAUUGAUUUGGCCAUUGCCAUUGGAUAUUUUCUAGUCGUAUUUGACGUGUACUACGCAUUGGCUGUCGCUAUCAUGACAUUCUUCUACCUCUAUUCAACUGUCAAGAUUGCCUCUUGGAGAGCCAAUAUGCGACGCCAAAUGGUGAACGCUUCUAGGCAGGAAGACGCUGUUAAGAAUGAUUCUCUUGUAUCCUACGAAACCGUCAAAUACUUCAACGCAGAGGAAUACGAGUUCAACCGCUAUGGAGGGGCCGUCUCAGACUUCCUCAAGGCAGAAUGGCAUUCUCUCUUCGCACAGAACCUGAUGAAUAUUUUUCAAAAUGUCAUCUUUAUGCUUGGCCUUCUAAUCACCUGUUUUAUUUGUGCCUACCAAGUUGCUUGCGGUCAACGUGCAGUCGGCCAGUUUGUGACUCUCCUUACAUACAUGGCCCAACUUCAAGCCCCAUUGAACAUCUUUGGUACCUUCUACCGAUACAUUCAAUCUGCAUUGAUCAAUGCAGAGCGUUUACUCGAGCUGUUCCGCGUCCAGCCAUCAGUGGUGGAUGCACCGUCUGCAACCCCACUAGCAGUCUGCCACGGUCGAAUCACAUUUAACAAUAUUCAGUUCUCGUAUGACACACGACGGCCUGCUCUCAAUGGAUUGACCUUCCACUGCAAGCCAGGUACUACUACUGCUCUGGUAGGAGAAUCAGGUGGCGGAAAAUCCACAAUCUUCCGCUUGCUAUACAGGUUCUACAAUCCGAACGGUGGAAGCCUUCUCAUUGAUGGACACGAUACCCAAACCUUGACAAUUGACUCUGUGCGAAGACAUAUCGGCAUUGUCCCACAGGACACAGUUCUAUUCAACGAAUCACUCAUGUACAACCUCAAAUACGCCAACCAAGACGCUACUGACGAGGAAAUCUAUGACGCCUGCCGUGCAGCCAGUGUACACGACAAGAUCAUGGCCUUCCCCGAUGGAUAUGAAACCAAGGUGGGAGACCGUGGAUUGCGACUAAGUGGUGGUGAGAAACAGCGCGUUGCCAUUGCCCGAACCAUUAUCAAGAAGCCUCAGAUCAUUCUGCUUGACGAGGCAACGGCCGCAUUGGAUUCCGAGACGGAGCAGAAUAUCCAAGAAGCACUAUCAGUCUUAUCGCGUGGGCGCACUGUGCUAGUGAUUGCCCAUCGGCUGAGCACCAUUACCACUGCUGAUAACAUUGUUGUAUUGCACGAAGGUCGUGUCGCAGAGAGUGGGACCCAUGAGCAGCUUCUAACUUCUCAUGGUCGAUAUACAACUAUGUGGCGGAAGCAGAUUCGUGCGCAGACCGAAUCUGUGGGACUGAAGGCCUUAUCGGGCAAGAUAUAG